Messenger RNA from Triticum aestivum (bread wheat), 2607 nucleotides. RefSeq names its product zinc finger BED domain-containing protein RICESLEEPER 2-like. Bases 1 to 2466 code for a protein of 821 amino acids. The transcript has 6 exons. The record is from RefSeq and is a predicted model, not a curated record. NCBI's taxonomy places the organism in Eukaryota, Viridiplantae, Streptophyta, Magnoliopsida, Poales, Poaceae. Gene Ontology annotation, molecular function: DNA binding; protein dimerization activity.
AUGCGUCCAGCUGCUGGCUACCUCGCCGUCGCCAGUGCUUCCAGCCACUCAGACGCCAUGGACCUUGGGGAGGACCAUAGCCUACGCGAGGACGGCGACCGGGAGAAGGAGAUGCAGCUCACGCUCAAGCGGACUGAGUCGGACGGCGGCGACCACCACGGCCAGGAGCAUGGGCAUGGCACGGCUGCCCUGAUCCCAAGCCUAACACCGUCGUUGGAUGGUGCCAUCCGUCUCCAUCCGCCAGGAAAGGGGCAAACCCCCGGCCGACGUAAGGGACCUCUUGUCUCGGCGUCGAAGGUGCAGCAGCGUUACGACACUUCAAGCCGGCCACGUCGCCCUAGCCCGCUUAGUCGAUCCUCUACUGUCAUCAAGCACAAGAACAAGAGCAAGGCUAUAUUGGCUUGUGGUACAAGUUCAAGCAACCAAGUAGAUGUUCCUUGUGAUGCAUCUGCCCCAAUGGAUGAAGAUGGAGAUCAUGUCAUUCUUUCAGAUGAUGAAGAUGGACAGGAGCAGGAGGUGGAAGAGGUCAAUGAAGCAGGCAAACGGAAGCUAACUUCUAAAGUUUGGUUGGAAAUGAAGAAGAUCAAGAUCAAUGGGCAAUGGAAAGCAAAGUGCAACUAUUGUCACAAGGAACUUGUUUCAGGACCCAGAGCAGGCACGAAGCAUCUUGCUACUCACCUAAAGAUUUGUACUCUGAAGAUGUUGAAGACGAAGGGAGGCAAAACAUUGAGUCAGCCAUCAUUGAGGAUGAAUGCUAAGGACGACGGUAACGUUUUUUUGGAGAGCUAUACCUUUGAUCAAGAGGUUGCUAGAAGAGAGCUUGGUAACAUGUUGGUGUUGCAUGAGUACCCACUGUCUAUAGUGGAACAUGCUGGUUUUAGGAAGUUUGUUCAUGCACUUCAGCCACUAUUCAAGCUACAUACAAGAAAUACUUUUAGGCAAGAUAUUGUGGAAAAUUAUGAAGAAGAAAAAAAGAAGGCAAUUGAUUACAUGACUAUGAACCAAUCUAGGGUUGCUAUCACUACAGAUAUGUGGACUGCUGACCACCAAAAGAAGGGAUAUAUGGCUAUUACAGCUCAUUUCAUUGAUGAAUCUUGGAAGCUUCGAAAUGUUAUCAUGAGGUUUGUAUAUGUUCCAGCUCCUCAUACAAGUGAAGUGAUAUGUGAGGUGCUCUAUGACUCCCUGCUUCAAUGGAAUAUUGAUGAAAAAUUGAUGGCAGUGACUGUGGAUAACUGCACCACCAAUGACAAGGCAAUUGAGAUGAUUGUGGGGAAGAUAGGGAAGGAGAAGCUCCCUUUGGAAGGUACUCUGCUGCAUAUGCGUUGUAGUGCACACAUCUUAAAUCUUAUAGUUAAGGAUGGAUUGCAUGUUAUGAAGUCAGCUAUAGAAAACAUUAGGGAAAGUGUGGCAUAUUGGACCGCGACAGGAAAAAGGAUAGAGAAGUUUGAGGAGAUGGCUAAGUUUAAGAAAGUAAAAAUAACAAGAAAGUUGAUUCUUGAUUGCAAAACUAGGUGGAAUUCCACUUUCAUGAUGCUAGAAGCAGCUUUACCAUAUAGAGUUGUUUUUGAACGUGCAAAACAAGUUGACAAACAAUAUGAGCAUUUACCUAGUGAUAAAGAAUGGGAGUUUGCUGCAGAGAUGGUGGAGAGACUUGGCUUAUUCUAUGAGAUAACUAAGUUGUUCUCCGGAACUAAUUAUGUGACCGCUAAUGUUUACUUCCCUAGAAUCUGUGAGAUUAAAAUGAAAAUGAGACAGUGGGCCACUUGUAGCAACCCAAUUAUCAAAAAACUCUCUGAGGAAAUGACAACUAAAUUUGAUAAGUAUUGGACGGACAUUCAAGAUCUCAUGGGGAUGGCUACACUUCUUGAUCCUCGGUACAAGAGGCACAUGUUGACUGCUUGCUUUGCCAUGCUUCAUGGCAUUGAGCCAUCUUCUUAUGAGUGUGUGGAGUUGGUUGAUGCAUUAGUUGCUAGAUUACAUUCACUGAUAGAGGAGUAUGAAGUGGAAGUAGAUGAAUAUAAACCAUGUGAAGAAUUGAUUUCUUCAAUGAAAGCUCCAGCCAUCAUGAAUAUUUUCAAUGACAUUGUCGCCAAACAAAGUCCUGCUACAGCUCGGUUGCAAGGUGAAAUAGAUAUGUACUUGGCAGAUGGCCUAGUGCCAUACACAGAAGUAUUUAGUGUGUUGGAUUGGUGGAAAGUAGCUGGAACAAGAUAUCCAACAUUAAGGAAGGUUGCCAGAGAUAUUUUUGCCAUUCCCGUGACAACAGUUGCUUCAGAGUCGGCCUUUAGUACAAGUGGCAGAAUACUUAGUGAACAUAGGAGCCGCCUAACUCCUGAUAUGGUGGAAGUUUUGAUGUGCUCCCAAGAUUGGCUUAGAAACAAAUGCAAAGAUGCUCAUAAAGGAGAUGCUAGCUUUUGGACUUGCCUUCAAGACAUUCAAGAGGGGAUGCAGGACUUGGCCCUUUGAGAUGUAGAGACAUGGUCUCGGCGAGUUAUGCUCAAGAUUGACGACUUAUUGUGCCAAGGUCUUCGUUAUGCUACUAUCGGAUUGGUCGAGUUUAUUUUAAUUGAACUAGUUACAAUGUCGAAACUUUAUUGGGAUGCUUAU